This is a messenger RNA of Pseudonaja textilis, 443 nucleotides long. RefSeq names its product vesicle-associated membrane protein 2-like. The record is from RefSeq and is a predicted model, not a curated record. Lineage: Eukaryota; Metazoa; Chordata; Lepidosauria; Squamata; Elapidae. Gene Ontology annotation, cellular component: membrane. Gene Ontology annotation, biological process: vesicle-mediated transport.
CAGCUUUUCCAACCCCCAGCAAGUUUUUGAUGCUGAGAAACACCUGUCAUGUGCAAGACACAAAAUUACACACACACACACCCUUGUCUUUCAGGUCAGCUAAUGCUGCUUCCCCACCUGUGGCUGCCGGAGGAGAGGCCGGGGGUCCCCCCGCCCCCCCACCCAACCUCACCAGUAACCGGAGGCUCCAGCAAACCCAGGCUCAAGUGGAUGAGGUCGUGGAUAUCAUGCGAGUGAAUGUGGACAAGGUCCUAGAGAGAGAUCAGAAACUUUCGGAGCUGGAUGACCGCGCUGAUGCCCUUCAAGCCGGAGCGUCUCAAUUCGAAACCAGUGCCGCCAAGCUAAAGCGCAAAUACUGGUGGAAGAACUUAAAGAUGAUGAUAAUUCUGGGGGUGAUAUGCGCCAUUAUCUUGAUCAUCAUCAUUGUUUAUUUCAGUACUUAG